Messenger RNA from Arabis nemorensis, 711 nucleotides. NCBI's taxonomy places the organism in Eukaryota, Viridiplantae, Streptophyta, Magnoliopsida, Brassicales, Brassicaceae. The record is from the annotation of a GenBank genome assembly.
AUGGCGUCCUACUUCAUGGAGAAAGUGGAGCAUGAUUCAUACAACUCCGAUUGGAGCCAAGAAGAGGAGUCCGAACAAGAGUUGUGUACCAACGGACCAACAUGUGGUGAACAAACGUGGUACGAUGAUAGCUCAAGUUCUGAUUUUGGAGAAGAACUAGAUGAUGAAGAACUAGAACCGGAGCCACCAGAUUGUUAUUGCUCAUGUCAGCAACAUGUCGAGCCAUGCACCUACACGCGUCAAGCCAAUUGGGUUCAAACGAAUUCCUAUUUUUGUGAAGAGAAUGAAAAUGCAAAUUAUCAGAAUCAUCCUCCCAAGCGUGAACAGAAGUCCCACAACUAUGGAGUUGCCUCAUACCGAAAUCAAGUUCAACCGACACGAACCAUCCCAAAGAAGCAACCUAACAAGAGAUAUGAUUACACAUCUAAUCCCUUAAUAUUUACAGCGCUCUCAAAUCCAGAAUGUAGAGAGAGUUUACAAAGAAGUACUAAGCCCCGUAUUCGCACCACGAAGCCCUUGUACCAAGCAACACCGAAUAAAGUGGUGGCGACACCAAAACCGCAGCCUAUCUUUGAGCCAAAGAAUGCCUACAGCCCUGAGCUAAGGAGAGUGUCAUCAAGCACCCUAGAGACUCCAAUGAAGGUUGAGCAGUCCGUUCAAGGAAAAGAGGUUCAAACAGAUUCAACGACAACAUUCCUACAUGAGCCAUAA